Cercospora beticola is the source of this 4932-nucleotide messenger RNA. The record is from RefSeq and is a predicted model, not a curated record. NCBI's taxonomy places the organism in Eukaryota, Fungi, Ascomycota, Dothideomycetes, Mycosphaerellales, Mycosphaerellaceae.
GCCAGACUGCUACCUUCUUCCCUUCGCACCAACCACCGUGCGCCGGUCCUUCGCCUUUGCUGACGAGGACGACAACCCCAGCACCCUCUCCCGACGCUCCUUCGCACAACUCCACCCCCUCCGCGCCGGGCCCGCGACCCGUCACACCACCGCCGCGGCCACGAUUCCGGCCAACGCUAAAUUCCACCAACCCACCAACAACCACCGCCGCAACCGCGAUUCUGCCCGUCUGUGCGCCGACACGGCAUGGAAGGCACAUUCACCAAUGUCGCCAAUCAUCUCGUAGGUGACUCGGCUUCCGCCAUCAACGAAGGCGAUGACACUUCCACACUGGAUGCUGCCCUGAACGGCGGCCCCCGGAGAAGACGAGUGGGCGACGAUGACGAUGCAGACGUAUACGAGGACGACGAUCUUGAGUCGCUGGCCAGCCAUGCCAACGGCGUGAACGGUCAAGCUGGGCCUGGCCAAGAGGAGCAAGUGGAGCUGCCUGCUCACGCCUGCGCCUACUGUGGCAUUCACAACCCGAGCUCAGUUGUCAAGUGUCUGACCUGCUCCAAGUGGUUCUGUUCUGCGCGAGGCAAUACCUCCAGCAGCCAUAUCAUCAAUCACUUGGUUCGAGCGAGGCACAAGGAGGUUCAGCUGCACCCGUCUUCUCCACUGGGUGACACCACACUUGAGUGCUACAACUGCGGUACGAAAAAUGUAUUUCUGCUGGGUUUUAUUCCGGCGAAGAGCGACACCGUCGUCGUUUUGCUCUGCCGCCAGCCAUGUGCCGCACAGCCCAGCAGCAAGGACAUGAACUGGGACACCGCGAAGUGGCAACCGUUGAUCGAAGAUCGAUCUUUCCUUUCGUGGCUCGUCAAUUCUCCCACCGAUCAGGAACAGAUGCGUGCUCGUCACCUGCCACCUCAGGUCAUUGCUAAACUUGAGGAGCUGUGGAAGGAUAACAGCAGUGCAACGAUUGAGGAUUUGGAAAAGAGCGCGGGCAUCGAUGAUGAGCCAGCACCGGUUCUGCUGCGAUACGACGAUGCCUACCAAUAUCAAAAUGUCUUCGGCCCGCUGGUCAAGAUCGAAGCAGACUAUGAUCGCAAGCUGAAGGAAGCUCAGAGCCAGGACAACUUGGUCGUGCGCUGGGAUUUUGGUUUGAACAACAAGCAUCUUGCUUCAUUUGUUCUUCCGAAGCUCGAGCUCGGAGAUGUCAAGCUUGCGGUAGGAGAUGAGAUGCGACUUCGAUACACCGGCGAGCUACGUCCGCACUGGGAGGGCGUGGGCUAUGUCAUCAAGAUCCCCAACAACCAGUCUGACGAAGUGACGAUUGAGCUGAGGUCGCGUGGCGAUCACAAAUCAGUGCCCACCGAGUGCACACACAACUUCACUGCCGAUUACGUUUGGAAAGCAACUUCGUUCGAUCGCAUGCAACACGCCAUGAAGACUUUUGCGAUUGACGAGAUGUCAGUGUCAGGAUACAUCUUUCACCGCUUGCUCGGACACGAAGUUGCUGCAGCGCCGAUGAAGGUCCAGAUGCCUAAGAAGUUCAGCGUCCCCAAUCUGCCUGAUCUCAACAGUUCGCAAAUCCAAGCAGUCAAAUCGGUACUGCAGAAGCCACUCAGCCUGAUUCAAGGUCCUCCAGGUACCGGAAAGACAGUCACUUCAGCAACUAUCAUUUACCAUCUGUCCAAGAUGAACGGUGGACAAGUCCUCGUCUGUGCACCAUCCAACGUUGCCGUGGACCAGCUUUGCGAGCGCAUACACUUGACUGGCUUGAAGGUCGUUCGUGUAACUGCGAAGUCCCGCGAGGAUGUUGAGUCCAAUGUUGGCUUCUUGUCUCUUCACCGCCAGGUCGCCAUGAACGAUACCAAUGUUGAACUCAACAAGCUCAAUCAACUCAAGUCGGAGCUUGGUGAAUUGUCCAGCCAAGAUGAGAAGAAGUUCAAGACGCUCACCCGUGCUGCUGAGCGCGAGAUUCUCCAAAACGCCGACGUCAUCUGCUGUACUUGCGUGGGUGCUGGAGAUCCACGUCUGGCAAAGUUCAAGUUCAGAACUGUUCUGAUCGAUGAGAGCACACAGUCUGCUGAACCCGAGUGCAUGAUUCCAUUGGUUCUUGGAUGCAAGCAGGUGGUGCUCGUUGGUGACCACCAACAGCUGGGCCCGGUCAUCAUGAACAAGAAGGCCGCCAAGGCUGGUCUGAACCAGUCACUCUUCGAGCGUCUGGUCAUUCUCGGCUUGUCGCCAAUUCGCCUCCAAGUGCAGUACCGUAUGCAUCCUUGUCUUUCUGAAUUCCCAUCCAACAUGUUCUACGAAGGCUCUCUGCAGAAUGGUAUUACCAUGCAACAGCGCCUCCGCAAGGACGUAGAGUUCCCCUGGCCAGUGGCGGACUCACCAAUGAUGUUCUGGUCGAACCUGGGUACUGAGGAAAUCAGUGCAUCAGGAACGUCCUACCUGAAUCGCACCGAGGCUUCCAAUGUCGAGAAGAUCGUCACACGCUUCUUCAAGGCUGGAGUCAAGCCAGAUGCGAUCGGUAUCAUCACCCCAUACGAAGGCCAGCGCUCCUACGUUGUUCAAAGCAUGCAGCAGACAGGCACUUUCAAGAAGGAGCUCUAUAAGGAGAUCGAAGUUGCCUCCGUCGAUGCAUUCCAGGGACGAGAAAAGGACUUUAUUGUUCUUUCUUGCGUUCGUAGCAAUGAUCACCAGGGCAUUGGUUUCUUGAGCGACCCUCGACGUCUGAACGUUGCUCUGACUCGAGCCAAGUAUGGACUCGUCAUUCUUGGCAACCCCAAGGUCCUGAGCAAGCAUCCGCUGUGGCACUACCUCUUGCUUCACUUCAAGGAGCGGAACUGCUUGGUGGAAGGCCCGCUCAACAACCUCCAAGUCUCACUGUUGCAGUUCAGCCGACCGAAGACUUCCUACAGGGGUCCACAACGCUACCAGAUGGCUUAUCAGCAUGCCAACCACAUGGCCGCUGCUACCGGAGCUCGUGUGAAUGGUCGUCGUGACGGGCCUCAGGGCGAUGGCAGCAUCGUCGGUUAUAUCCCUGAUGAUGUCUCUUCCAUCCACUCCUCGGCACUAGGAGGCGCGGCUCUGCCCAAUCAGUUCCCAACCAUGUUCCAAGGUUUCCAGGAGUCAUGGCCUACUCUCCCUGCUGACCAGCGCCGUCACAUGGGCCACGGCAAUCACAUGCGCGCUCCACCGGAGUCCGUUGCUGGCGAGAGUGUCGCCGCAAGUGAGAUUACUGAUGUCACCACGAACGGCUCUCUCAAGCCAGGUCAAGGUGGCGUGAGCCUUGCAGGCUUGAGCAUUAACGACCUGAACAAGCAAGCUUCGCUGUCUCAGUCUGACAAGCUCCGUCGCUACGUGGAAGGCCAGGGACCACCACAGCCCCCGAUAGGAGCUGGCAGAAACCGAGCGGCUUUGGAGGACGACGCGCAGAGCAGCGUCAGCACCGCAUUCGCUAGCCAAGUCGGUGGUGGCGGAGGCUACGACUGAUUGAUGGACGAUACCAUGGUGUUCGGAGCAUGACUACCAUACACCUCACGCUUGAUGAAAGAAUGAAUGUGCUACUGUUGUCAGCAUCAUGAAAAACUGUGUAUCUGACAGGAUGUCGUCGGACGGUCAUUACCCGUUCAUGCCGCCUGGAUCCUCUUCAACCAAGCACGCCUUCAGAUGCCUUUUGUGCACGCCCACUGGUCAUUCCAGCAAGAGCAAUACGACAAUCCCGCCGUCGUCGUCAGUAUCGAGCUUCGCAUCGUUACUGGUACAUACCCUUUGCUCGAUGCGACUACAUUUGCCAGACCGGCGGCACAUCACCAUAGCAGCUUCAUAAUAUCGCGUCCUCUCGCGUGCGCACGCGCGUAGCUGCGGUGUCCGAAUCAAGCUGUCUGUUUGCUAGCUCUUACUGAUGGCCUGCCUGUUGCCAGGUACAAGUAUGCGUCCAGGCGGUGAACAACACGACGUCCAACGAUCGCUGCAAGUGCAAUUUGCUUGGGCAAGAACACGUUGUCUCUCUGCUUUCUGGAACGUGCUGCACUCGCACGCACCAGAUCUGAGAACAUUGGACAAGAUAACAUAACUAGCUUUAGUCACUCCUUGAAGAGAACAACCAGAAGAAAUCGAUAUCGAGUUGUGACCUUCGUCGCAGCUUGAGAUUCUAGACAAUCCUUCCGUUUCCAGAGUUUUGUGUUGGUCGUAUCCUCUCCUUGACUAACCGGCUCUUUCUGCUACUCGAAUGUGCUGCUUGGUAAUCUGAUUAGUAUACAGAUGUAUGGUGGAAGCGACAUGUCAUCGUCAUCACAUCGCAUUCGCGUUGUCGUCACUGCUAUGUCAAACUGGAAUUGUUUCGAAUCGGGCCGCCAGAGCGGGCGUAGGAAUGUGGUCUAUGAUGAUGAGAGCACGCGCGGCAACGCGGCAUGAUUUGUUCGCUGAUUUUUGUUGUUGCUGCACACAGCCUGCAGCCCGCGAACGCCCUGCGUGCGGGGAAUCAAGCCUUUCCCUUGCAUGUGGACACGCGAGGCUUGUUUUGGCAUGGCCUGUACACGGUGUACAAGUUGUGUUGUACCCAACAAGUGCCCCAACUGUCACAGCAAAUCUGUCGCAGCGGUCGACGGAGAGUGGACUCAUUUCACGCACGGCGCAGAAACGAUGAGGAUGUGUUGCGCUUGUAUUUUGGCGCGCGUGGUUCUUCAUAUUAGUUUCUUUGCAUUGAGCUAUUACAAAUUUACUUUUCGACCGGAGCACGUUGCCGCAGAAGCCACAUUUGCGGUGAGAUUAUAGCUCUGUCGCAUGGUCGAGCUAUCGAAAUAUAAAACACAGACAACAGGCAUUACUGAUCACAUUGUGCGUUCGCACGCGAACCUCCUGCUUAUCUCUGAGACAAGACAAGACAAGAGACAAGAGACAAGAGACUUCGUCUGCAGGCGCACGACCCGGAGAAACCCA